AAAAGGUGGUGGAAAAAGUUCUUUUUGUACACAAUGCGAUGAUGGUGAUGAUGAUACCUGCAAUCUCCAACAGGAAGAGAGGAAUUCACCUCUCUCUCUCUCUCUCUCUCUCUCUCUCUCUCAUCUCUUCUCUUCUCUUUUGCACCUAUUCUUUCUCUCUCCUCAUAUCCAUGGCAAAUCUCUUCUUGGUCUCAUCCAUGCUCGUCCCCAGCAAUUAUAGUGACAACCCAUGAAAGGCAGACCCAGUGAAAAGCCAUGGAGAAGAGUUGCGGGUGCUUGCCUCUUCUUAGAUUCAGCAUUAGGGGCACCUGCAAGCCCUCUGCUUCCAAAGACUCUCCCAACACCAUCCCUCGAACCAGUCUUGUCUAUGAUGCAGCUAGUGAAACAAGAUAUCUAAAUGCUAGCAACCGAGAACUCUAUGCUGCCAAUGAAGCUCAGCUUUCCUCAGAUAAUCCUGAUCCACCUCAAUCAGAAAACAAAGCCGUUUGCCCUCUGCUUCAGUUCACAUUUCAGGAGCUCAAAUCAGCAACUGGUAAUUUCAGACCCGAUAGUAUCCUGGGGGAGGGUGGAUUUGGUUACGUAUUCAAAGGAUGGAUAGAAGCGAAUGGGACAGCACCGGCUAAACCCGGGUCAGGGAUUACUGUAGCAGUGAAAAGUUUAAAGCCAGAUGGACUUCAGGGACAUAGAGAGUGGGUGGCUGAAGUUGACUUCCUUGGACAGCUUCAUCAUCCUAAUCUUGUUAAGCUUAUUGGGUACUGCAUUGAAGAUGAUCAGCGUCUGCUUGUUUAUGAAUUUAUGACCCGUGGAAGCCUUGAAAACCAUCUUUUUAGAAGGACCAUACCACUUCCAUGGUCCAGCAGGAUUAAAAUUGCACUUGGUGCAGCUAAAGGAUUGGCCUUUCUUCAUGGAGGUCCUGAACCUGUCAUAUAUAGGGACUUUAAGACAUCCAACAUUUUGCUUGAUUCGGAAUAUAAUGCAAAGCUUUCAGAUUUUGGUCUGGCAAAAGCUGGUCCCCGAGGAGACAAAACACACGUGUCUACCAGGGUUGUCGGCACAUAUGGCUAUGCUGCUCCAGAGUAUAUGAUGACUGGGCACUUGACAUCUAAGAGUGAUGUUUACAGCUUUGGCGUUGUGCUGCUUGAGAUAUUAACAGGUAGAAGAUCAAUGGACAAGAAACGCCCCAGUGGAGAACAGAAUCUUGUCACCUGGGCUCGACCAUAUUUAGCCGAUAAGCGAAAGCUUUACCAACUAGUGGAUCCUCGCUUGGAACUGAGUUACUCCCUAAAAGGUGUGCAGAAAGUCUCUCAGUUAGCUUACAACUGCCUCACCAGGGAUCCAAAAUCCCGCCCUUCGAUGGAUGACGUUGUGAAGUUCCUCACUCCAUUACAAGAUCUUAAUGACCUUGCUAUCUUAUCUUAUCAUUCUCGUUCAUCCCAGCAAGGGAGACGCAAAAAGAAACCAGAAGGAGCUCAACAACUUGUCUAUGGUCAAUCCAAAAGCAUGAGAGACUCUCCAUUGAAUACUGGUAAGCAGAUUAGGAGAUAAUGACUAGUUGAUUCUUCUCCCUUGAUUGGCUCGGCUUUCAAGUGCUACAAAGGUUGGGAUGCUGCCUUCACGGACGAAUUGUGUGAAGAAAAUACUUGGAAGGAAGUUAUAUAAUUUUCAAGCACUUUAGAAUUGAGAUUCACCUUGAACCAGAAAGACAAUGUAAGGUGAAGGUACAUCACAUUUUUCUUUACUUUAAAUCCUUACAGUAGGGUUGAUAUCUAACCGCCGAUAUUGGAUCGUUCUUUGCGAUUUGCCCGUGUUGUAAUUGAGAUAUAUCAUUGUAAAAAAAAAACCUGCUUUUUUUCAAGAUUGCUAUUUGCAUCUUAAUGAAUUUCAAUGGCUUUUGAGUUU
Malania oleifera is the source of this 1899-nucleotide messenger RNA. Its product is annotated as serine/threonine-protein kinase PBL34-like. The transcript is spliced from 6 exons. Gene Ontology annotation, biological process: protein phosphorylation. NCBI's taxonomy places the organism in Eukaryota, Viridiplantae, Streptophyta, Magnoliopsida, Santalales, Ximeniaceae. Gene Ontology annotation, molecular function: ATP binding; protein kinase activity. Bases 256 to 1545 code for a protein of 429 amino acids. The record is from RefSeq and is a predicted model, not a curated record.